Molecule: messenger RNA, 2224 nt
Organism: Aethalodelphis obliquidens (Pacific white-sided dolphin)
Lineage: Eukaryota; Metazoa; Chordata; Mammalia; Artiodactyla; Delphinidae
Gene: FLYWCH2
Product: FLYWCH family member 2
Exons: 3
Coding region: 1633-2199 (188 amino acids)
Source: RefSeq, a predicted model, not a curated record
UUCAGAUCCUUUGCCCAUUUUAAAAAUUGAGUUAUUUGUCUUUUUAUUACUGAGUUAUGUGUUCUUUAUAAAUUCUAGAUACAAGUCCCUUAUCGGAUGUAUGAUCUGCAAAAAUGUUCUCCCAUCCUAUGGGCUGCCUUUUAAUUCUCUUGAUGGUGUCCUUUGACUCACAAAAGUUUUAAAUUUUGAUGAAGUCAAAUUUUUGUGUUUCUUUUUUGGUUACUUGUACUUUUAGUGUCGUACUGAAGAAAGCUUUGCCUAAUCCAAGGUCAGGAAGAUUUACUCGUUUCUUAUUUUUUUUAAGAGUUUUAUCACUAGCUCUCAUAAUUAAGUCUAUGGUCAUUUAGAGUUAAUUAUUUUUAUGAUAUGAGAAAGGGGUCCAACCUCCUGGAGUUUCAUUCCUGGACCACAGAGGUGUGGGCUGCUGGCCAGUGUUGUACACCAGGCCAGUCAGGGUAUGGGGGCAGGGUCCUGUGGGUGGGGCUUCCCACCAUAACCCUUUCCUGCCCAGAGUGGUUCUCUGGGUUGGGGGGGGGGGUAGGCAGUGUCUUUUCUGCUGGGCCCCAUGUCCCCCCAGGUCCCAGGUACCACCAUGUUGCCUGCCCUGUGAGGCAGGAUGGGCAGAGCUGGGAAGGACCACAUGGGAGGAGUAGGGGUUAGCUUAUCCAGGGGCUGGACCAGGGACAGGAGGGAUAAUGAGACAUCAAUCCCAGGGGUGCCUGUGGUCAGGUGACUUGCUACCAGGAAGCACUUACCUGAGGCUACACCCCCUGGAGGCGGGGGUCCUCCUCUGUUGCAGUUGGGAGGUCUCUGCUUUCGUGUCUAGUUGUCUGGUCUCUGCUUUCAUGUCUAGUUGACUGAGAAGGGGAGCUUGCAGGGGGCAAGGCACCCCAACCAUGCACUGGCCUUGCACCUCAGGCUCCUCUCAUGGAUGAAGGGGUCUUCGAAGAUUUUUGGGUGCGGGGCAUGGACACCUCAAGCCAUGUGCAUUGGAGGCGCCCAGAGAAACACAACUAAAAGCCAGGUUGGAGAAACAGGUCUAGGGGGCCAAGUAAGAGUGUACGGGCCUUGGUGCUGCCUGAGUCCUGGACAGGGAGGGUGAGAUGUCUGCCAAGGCGGCAAUCUUGUUUCUGGGCCAAACUGGAAACUGAGAAAGACCCCGCCAUCUGCCCACCACCCAAUCACCCCCAACAGACAAAACAGCUAGCCCACACUGAUGCCCCAGAGCCCCGGUCUCCAGGCCAGCACUGCCCCUGUCAUCCAUUUUUUUCUUUUCUUUUUUUUUUUUUUUUUGGCCAUGCCAUGUGGCUUGUAGGAUCUUAGUUCCCUGACCAGACAUUGAACCCGGGCCCCCGGCAGUGAAAGUGCAGAGUCCUAAUCAUUGGACCACCAGGGAAUUCCCUGUCAUCCAUCCUUUCUGCUUCUCCAGACCAGAAGCCAGGGAGCCCUCAGUGACCACAGAUUCUCUGGACACCUCCACAGCCCUGUACCCACUCAGCUGAGGCAGAGCCAGCACCAGCUCAGACACAAGGACGGAGCCCUUGAACUGCUGGGUUCCUUCCAGGGAGGUGGAGGAGAAAUCCAUCUGCUGGGGCCUGAGCGUGGCCUGGGGGCCAGGCCAUCGGUCCCAGAAUGCCCCUGCCCGAGCCCAGUGAGCAGGAGGGCGAGAGCGUGAAGGCCGGCCAGGAGCCCUCCCCUGAGCCCUCCCCUGAGCCGGGCACAGAUGUCGUCCCCGCAGCCCCCAGGAAGCCCAGAAAGUUCUCCAAACUGGUGCUGCUGACAGCCUCCAAGGACAGUGCCAAAGUGGCGGGGGCCAAGCGCAAAGGAGUGCACUGCAUCAUGUCCCUGGGGGUGCCCGGUCCCGCCACCCUUGCCAAAGCCCUCCUCAAGAUCCAUCCCGAGGCUCAGCGGGCCAUCGAGGCCGCCCCCCAGGAGCCUGAGCAAAAACGCAGCAAGCUGGACACAGACCUGUCCACGGCCCUCCCCACCUCCUGCCCCGUCCUGGGCCAGGCAGCGGGGAGGGAGCAGCAGCUUCCUGAUGCUCAGCCCAGAUUUGGCCCAAAGUUUCCUGGAAACAGCCUCUGUGUCCCUGGGCCAGUGGCCUUUGGGAGCAUGUCUCUGGAGUCAGCAAUCCCUGCCCCUGCUCUGGCAGCUGGGACCCCCAGGUUUGCCCCCCACCCCUUCCCCCUUUUCCUUUGACAACAGCCUGACCCAUCCCCUUCUC